This is a messenger RNA of Frieseomelitta varia, 885 nucleotides long. RefSeq names its product chymotrypsin-2-like. Lineage: Eukaryota; Metazoa; Arthropoda; Insecta; Hymenoptera; Apidae. The record is from RefSeq and is a predicted model, not a curated record. Gene Ontology annotation, biological process: proteolysis. The transcript is spliced from 7 exons. Gene Ontology annotation, molecular function: serine-type endopeptidase activity. The coding region runs from base 33 to 797 and encodes 254 amino acids.
UGCAGUAAGUCGCAGUAAGUUCUACAGAAAACAUGAAUUCGAUACUUAGUUUAGUGCUGUUAGCCACAGUAUUAGCGAGUUCUAAUGCCGAAAAUACAACGCAGGACUUGGACCCGAGAAUCGUAAAUGGCGUAGACGUGGGGCCAAACGAAAUUCUAUACCAGGUUUCGCUUCAAAGAAACGGCGGCGGCCAUUUCUGCGGCGGGUCUGUCCUCAGCAGAAAUUACGUGCUCACCGCGGCUCACUGCCUCGAACGCAUGACCCCCAACAUGGUCAGAAUUGUCGCCGGAACCAAGAACUUGAACAACCCAUAUUCCGUGCACCAAGUGGUGAGGAUUGUCAUGUACCCUCAAUACAAUCCGUCCAACAUCUGGAUCCACGACAUAGCCUUGAUCAAGGUCAGGGAGCCAUUCGCGAUAGGGCCGCGCAUACAAAUCGGCGCCCUGCCACAAAGAAAUCAGUUUAUUCCGGAUAACGCGGCCGCUGUUGUGUCGGGAUGGGGCAGGCUCAUAGAAAAUGGGCCGUCGACGAUGAUAUGUAAGAAAGUGACUCUCUUCAUCACCAAUCAGCAAACUUGCAAGAGAAUCUAUGGAAUUCUUUACGACACGCAAAUUUGUGCCAGCGAUCCAAGAGCUAUGAAAGGAUCGUGCCAGGGCGAUUCUGGUGGCCCCCUUACGGUCAACGGAGUAAUUGUUGGAAUCGUAUCGUGGGCAAGAGGAUGUGGCCUACAGAAUUUCCCCAGUGUCUACACACGCGUUACUUCUUACAUCGAUUGGAUUUAUUCAAACGCUGUUUAAGUUAAGGCAAAAAGAUUGACAAUUAUACGACAAGCUAACUGUUAGCAAAGAUUAACUAAUUAAAAAAAAAAACACAAUUCAUUAUUAA